Molecule: messenger RNA, 814 nt
Organism: Pyrgilauda ruficollis (rufous-necked snowfinch)
Lineage: Eukaryota; Metazoa; Chordata; Aves; Passeriformes; Passeridae
Gene: BTG2
Product: BTG anti-proliferation factor 2
Exons: 2
Coding region: 74-571 (165 amino acids)
Biological process (GO): negative regulation of mitotic cell cycle; negative regulation of cell population proliferation
Cellular component (GO): cytoplasm; nucleus
Source: RefSeq, a predicted model, not a curated record
GCGCAGCCGCCGCCGCAGACCGAACGCCGCGGAGCCGCCGAGAGGUCGCGGGUGUCGCCGCGUCCCCGCCGGGAUGAGCCACCGCCACAGCCAGCGCCGCGGCCCCCGGGCCGACAUGGUGCCCGAGAUCGCCGCCGCCGUGGGCUUCGUGUCCGGCCUGCUGCGGACGCGGGGUUGCGUCAGCGAGCAGCAGCUGCAGGUGUUCAGCGGGGCGCUGCGGGAGGCGCUCACAGAGCACUACAGACACCACUGGUUCCCAGAGAAACCCUCCAAAGGCUCCGGCUACCGCUGCAUCCGCAUCAACCAGCGCAUGGACCCGCUGAUCAGCCGUGCCGGGGGGCACGUGGGGCUGGGGCUGCCCCAGCUGUUCCAGCUGCUGCCCCGCGAGCUCACGCUCUGGGUGGAUCCCUUCGAGGUGUGCUACCGCAUCGGCGAGGACGGCUCCAUCUGCGUCCUCUACCAGGCCAGCAGAGCCCCCAGCUCCUGCGGAGGGAUGCUCACCUGCAAGAACCAGAUGAUGCUGGGCCGUAGCAGCCCUUCCAAAAACUACAUCAUGACUGUUUCCAGUUAAAAAAAAAAAAAACAAACAAACGAAAAAAAACAACAAACCCCGAAAAAAAAAAAAAAUAAUCUCCUCCUUGUCCUUACACUGCCAAGACACAGGCUACUGUAAUACCUCAAGCUGAGGAUCUAUUUUUAAGAUGAAGAGCUAUUUAUAUUUUUUAAAAAAAAACCAAAAACCUCCAGAAAAUCCAAAAUUAAAAUGUUGGGCGCCGCUCCGAGCUGAGGCGACGCCCCAGGUGCCUUUUCUAAA